AUGGAGACAGACGAUCCCUUAGAUAUAUCUAAUGGCACCUGCUAUUAUGCCGUCAACACGGAAGCUAAGAAGGAUUAUAUCCCUUGCGGCAAUGUCGACGUCGGUUUGGACUGGCACUGCUGCGUUGCUGGCGAUAUCUGUCUAGAAGACAGUGCAUGCUUUCAUAGAAACUAUGGUAUCACCUACCUAGCAGGCUGCACCGACCAAAGAUACAGUGCGCCUAGUUGCCCGUACAAGGGGAAGUACGGCAGCCAGCAGUGGACCGGACUUCAGCGCUGCGAUGACAAUCCCGAUAUUGAUGAUGGCGACGAUAUAUGGGCAGCAUGCAAAGAAGCUGGAGACGUGCCAGGUUCGAAGCCGCCUGCUCGCUGCAAAUGCUCCAGCGACACCCAGGUCAUCUCUGACAAGCCGAAACUCGACAAUGUCGCGUCACUUCCAACAAGUCUAGGAGAGACUAUAUCCUGGUAUGCCGGCAAGAAGCCAUCUAUAGAUCCAACUACAGAGACCACUACAAUAACAGUGCCCCCGACUAAGACAUCAUCAUUGGCAUCCUCAACAUCAUCCGCCACGUCGUCUUCAGACCCGUCAGACACCCCAACCCCGGUACCCCUAGGACCAGGUGACGGCAGUCCCGUCACGCCUCCCACCGACGUACCCAACGCGUCCACAAACACCGGCACAGGCCCAACCCUCUCCACAGCAGCACAAGCCGGCAUCGGCGUCGGCGCAGGCGUCGGGGCCCUGCUAAUCGGAUGUCUCAUAUAUCUAGCGCUCCUACUACGCAAGCGCCGCAAAGCGAAGGCCCACGGCUCCAGCCUCGACUCCGCGUCCACGGCGCGACAGGAUCUCCCCAGCACCAACAACCCGCCGAGCUCCCUCGCACCACCACCGAUCGGCCAGACGCAUCCCAGCUUCCAGUCAGAGCUAGCAGCAGACGAGCCCAAGAGCGCAGUCACCGCAACCGCCACGACACCUGUCCCGUACUCCCCAUCCGCAGCCUCGAUCCCGUUCUCGUCCAUCGCAGCUUCUUUCUCCUCCUCGCAGCACAGGCGAUAUACAGCGUACAACCCGACACUCCACGGGAACUACGCCGAGAAGAGCGAGGCGGCAGCAUCAGCGGCGGCAGGCCAGAUGCCCGUUUCGCCGAUGAGUCCGGAGCCGCAGAUGAGUUCUGCGAAGGAAGAAGACGUGCCUGGGGUGCAUGUGCAUGAGUUGGAGGGAUAA
Molecule: messenger RNA, 1224 nt
Organism: Daldinia childiae
Lineage: Eukaryota; Fungi; Ascomycota; Sordariomycetes; Xylariales; Hypoxylaceae
Exons: 2
Coding region: 1-1224 (407 amino acids)
Source: RefSeq, a predicted model, not a curated record